Messenger RNA from Austrofundulus limnaeus, 1441 nucleotides. Its product is annotated as microfibril-associated glycoprotein 4. The transcript is spliced from 8 exons. NCBI's taxonomy places the organism in Eukaryota, Metazoa, Chordata, Actinopteri, Cyprinodontiformes, Rivulidae. The record is from RefSeq and is a predicted model, not a curated record. The coding region runs from base 535 to 1260 and encodes 241 amino acids. Gene Ontology annotation, biological process: elastic fiber assembly.
UCAAUUAAAAGCUGUUGAUGAUACAUUUUGAGUUUCUGUUGUUAAAGUACACAAAGCUGACCCCACAGCACUGUAGACCACUGUGAUAAACUGAGGCCUGUGUAUAUUUUUURCUUGUUUAUCACUCAGAGGUUAAUUCAAAACUAAACAUUAAAAUUCUUGAGAUUCCUACAAGAUUUAUAGAAACCAAACACUUCUGAUUAAAAAAAACAGGACAGAACACACACAAAAUCAUCCAUCAUCACAUUUAAACAGGGAGMGGAACAGGACCUGUCCAGUUUAGUAAAGAAGACCUGUUCAUAUCGACCAUUACUGAUUUAUGACAGGAAUAAAACACAAGAAUGUUCAAAUUAUUGGCUGAGUUCUUAUUGGCCAGCUGCUGUGACACCUCGGCUUCUUCAGCAGAUAUAAGCAGUGAAGUCUGACAGACUGAAGAUAAGCAGGAGUUUCUGAAGUGAUUUCAGCUCCAGUUUCUGUGACUUCAGUCAGCUCAGAGGAGAUCCCAAACUGACUCUUCACUUCAACAUAACUGUGAUGAUGCUGUUACCAGUCUUCCUCCUCUUGGCUCCUGUGUUAAUCAGCUGUGAAGAAAUCAAUGGGCCAGCUGACUGCAGCGACAUCUACAAGCAAAAUCAGAUUUGGCACAAUGGAGUCUACUCCAUCUAUCCCAUCAGAUCCACAACCCGGUGUGCUGUUGAGGUGUACUGUGACAUGGAAACAGCAGGAGGACGCUGGACGGUCUUCCAGAGGCGGAUGGAUGGCUCGGUGAACUUCUACAGGCCUUAUGAUCAAUACAAAACAGGCUUUGGAAAUGCUGCUGGAGAGUACUGGCUUGGUCUCGAGAACAUCCACCAGCUGACGAGCCGUCAAAACUAUGAGCUGCUGGUCAACGUGGAGGACUUUGAAGGAAAUGCAAAAUUUGCUUUUUACUCUUUAUUUAAAGUUGAUACUGAGUUUGAGGGUUACCGUCUGCAUGUGACUGGAUUCAACAGUAGCGGUGGGGCCGGAGAUUCCCUUUAUCAUCACAAUGGAAGAAAAUUCUCCACCUUCGACAAAGAUCAGGACGACUGGCCGAACAAUUGUGCCAGAUCUUUCCUUGGUGCGUUUUGGUAUGGCAACUGUCACGAUACAAACCCUAACGGGAUUUAUCAGUGGGGGGCUGAUAGAACUCACUACGCUACUGGAGUGACUUGGGACAAGUGGAAGGAUGAGUACUACUCUCUGAAGGGCAUUAGCAUGAAGAUUCGUCCCGUUCAGUAAAGCUGCAGAACGGCACAUUCUAUUUUUCAUUUAUUCAAACAUAAUCUGUCAAAUUAAAACACAAAUUGGAAAUUCACAAUAUGAAUUUCAGUUUGAAUAGAAUCUAUAUAACUGUCUUUUUCUUUGCAAAUUCUGCUACUUUUUGACAAUAAAGGACAAGCAAACAGUUGCUGUAAUUUGA